This is a messenger RNA of Hypoxylon trugodes, 1196 nucleotides long. RefSeq lists its product as uncharacterized. The transcript has a single exon. The record is from RefSeq and is a predicted model, not a curated record. Lineage: Eukaryota; Fungi; Ascomycota; Sordariomycetes; Xylariales; Hypoxylaceae. Bases 165 to 974 code for a protein of 269 amino acids.
CGCCGGUGAUAUCCCAGGGAGAUCUUGGUCACGAGUUAGCAGGUCGAGGAUAUCGAGUCAUGCUCUUUGGUAAAUUAUAACCCACAAUUCUCAAGCGCCGUGUUGACUUAGAUAAACUGACUCAAUUCUCAGAUCUCUUUGGUCGCGGGUACUCGGAUGCGCCCAUGGACCUCGACUACGAUAUGCGGCUCUACACAACCCAGAUCCUACUAGUCCUAGCAUCGUCGAAGGUGCCAUGGACGACAUUCAAUCUUGUGGGAUACUCUCUCGGCGGUGGCCUUUCUGUCGCGUUCACGAGGUACUUCCCUCAUAUGGUCGACUCCCUCACUUUGGUAGCUCCCGGUGGGAUAAUUCGGCCGUACCACGUUGGUUGGAGGAGCCACAUGUUAUAUAAUUGGGGAAUUCUACCCGAAUUUAUAGUGAGAAUGUUGGUAAAAAGGAGAGUCCGGCCGAGGGACAAUCAUGCGCCCGGGUCUGCGGGGGCUCCUACUCUCGCGGCUGCCGAGGCGAAGAAGCAUGUUCCAAAUGGAGAUGGUGAUUCUAAUGGAGGAGAUGCAUGGGAUAACGCGGGAAUUUCGAAGUAUCGACCCGGAGUUACUGUCUCAUCAAUCAUACGAUGGCAAGUCGAUCAUCAUGAAGGGUUCGUAACGGCGUUUCUGAGUUCGAUACGUAAUGCUCCCAUUUAUGCACCCCAAGAAGAUUGGGUAGCCCUAGCGAUGCUUCUUGGAAGGAGAAGACGGCAUGAAAACAAUAGCAUAGUCGGAUCCACCCCGGGACUUCGUGCUGGAAAAAUUCACAUUGUGUUGGGAGAAGAGGACCCCGUUAUCGUCAAAGAUGAGCUGAUAGAGGAUACAAGACGGGUUCUAGGGCCUGAUGGAGUUGAGAUAAUGGUUUUGCCUGGAGGUCACGAAAUCCCCAUCGCUGCGAGCUUUGACGUUGCGAAUGCCAUAGAGGGGUUCUGGCAUAGAUAUUGAUUUGGGGUAGGUUUCACAGUCUUAGAGGGAAUAAUCACCUAUAGAUAGAGAUAAUCCCAACCGGUGAGGCCAGCAACGUCAUCGACGGCAAUUUAUUUAUUCAGACUAGGUACCUAAUCCUACUCGCUUAGGUGGUGGAAAUUACAGAUACCUCGAAGCUAAAUUCGAGGACAGAAAAUUGUUACAUGCUCGAAUAAUCGAUAUAUCACCUUUUGUUUUCAA